GAGCAGUCCGCCUGUCACUGCUUGCCUCUUUGUUCAAGCUGAUCUUGCUUCUCUCCCUCGGCGUUGGUGUUGGUGUUGGCGAGGAGGGGGGUCGGAGGCAGCACCUUGCUGUGUGCGCGUAUGUGUGUGGGUGCGCGCGCGUGUGUGCGUGCGUGCGUGUGUUGCGAUCUGUAUCGAGGCGCGUGGAUGAGCGGCGCAUAGCAGCUCGGCGAGGAGAGGACACCGCUGGCGAAGGAGUGACAGGUCCAAUACGUCUACAGCUUGUUCACUCGCACUCACUCACUCACUCACGCGCCGGGGUUCUUCUGCCGCCGCAAAGUGCUGUUUGCUCGUUCCGUCGAUCCGGCCGUCUCUGCACCCCGUGCGGGCUUUCAGGGGGCACCUGCACUGAGGCGCAGAGCUCACAUUCCUGAGGAUUGCACCACUGAGACGCGUCUCGUUUUGACUGGAUAAGGUCCAGCAUGGCGCUCAGUCCGCGUGGUGCUGAACACCAGACUCUCUGCGCCCUGGUUCUGCUGCUCUAUUUAGGCAUGGGUGCAGCCUCCUCCGUAGUGAACAUGCGUAGGGUCACACAUCCUCCUGUACAUCAAACGCUGGCAGGCAAGGCCGUCCUUCCCUGUGUCUACACCCUUCAGACCAGCUCCUCCAGCCAGGCUGCCCACGUCCUAUGGACUCACGUGAGGCUACCAGCAGAAGAAGAGGAUGCUCCUCUGGAGCAGGUUGUGCUUUCUGCUAAAGGUGAUGCAAUCAAGGUGAAUAAGGCUUUCAGUGGCCGCGUAGCGAUGCCAGGAUACACUGCCAAUCCUCUGAAUGCUACCAUGGAGAUCUCCAGUCUUCGUACCAACGACUCAGGCACUUACCGCUGUCAGGUUGUCAUGGGUAACGAAUAUGAGCGAGACACUGUGCCCCUGGUGGUCUCCGGUGUGGUGUUUCACUACCAGGCCGCCGGCACCAGAUACGGCCUCUCAUUGGCUGAUGCCCAGCGGGCCUGUCAGGAAAACUCUGCUGAGAUGGCCACACCGGCCCAGCUGUGGGCAGCGCACCACGGCGGCUUUGCCAGCUGUGCAGCCGGCUGGUUGGAUGACCAGACUGUCCGCUAUUCCAUCCAGUUGCCAGGGCUUGGUUGCUAUGGACACAAGGAGUACUCAUCUGGAGUGAGGAAUUAUGGGAAGAGGGACCCCAAAGAGCUGUUUGAUGUCUACUGUUUCGCAAAAGAACUGGAUGGGGAAGUCUUUCACUCCGCGGUCCCAGGCAGGCUGUCCCUGUCCUCGGCCUCAGACCGCUGCGUGUCCCUCGGGGGGCAGCUGGCCACAGUGGGACAGCUGUAUCUGGCCUGGAAAGACGGCCUGGACAGCUGCGCGCCCGGUUGGUUGUCUGAUGGCAGCGUGCGCUACCUGGUGACUCGGCCUCGUGCGGACUGCGUGGGAAGUCAUCCGGGAGUCCACACCGUCGCACCCAACAGCACCGAGGACAACAGCACCGCACUAUAUGAUGCGUACUGCUUCAGAGCUAAAGCCGAGAAGUCAAGCUCCAUCUCUCAGAUCUACACCUCCCUGUGGAAGCCCUGGAGCUACCUCGCUGGCAGUAGUGAUGCCGACACCACAGGGACCAGCAGUCCAGACUUGACUACACCGCACACCAACCCCCCCAGAGGGACCACGGAUGCCGGUGAUGUUUCACCGUUAAACUGGACAGGACUGGUUGACCUACAAGAGGAGGCCUCUGUUCACAGCACUGCAUACUCAGACCCCUGGUCCUCAGAGUCUUCGGGGUCAUUUGUGACUCUCCAGCUAAUCCCAGGACAGAAUCUCUUGGACUGGGGAGAGCCGUUGGAGACUGGACCCGACUCGGAGGAGUUUCUCGGACCACUGGUCGACCCCACUCCCGCUGACAAGAAGGUGAUCUCAAAAAUCGUCAAGUCCGUUUGGAAGCCUUGGAACUACCUGGCGGGGACUGAAGAUGCGGAAGGAACCCAAGCACCAAGUACACAGGCAGGAGGAGAGGAGAUGGCCACGAAGGUGACGGAUGAAGUGUCUAAUUCCUCCAAUGCAGCAUCACCAACUCUGUUUUCUUCGGGAGGUUCGUGGUCCAGCAGACCCUCAAGGGAAAACUCCACACCUGCCCUUGAAGAAUCUCCCGCUCGUCUGGCAUCCACUUCGUCCGCCUCCACUACCUCUAUGACUGCAGAUAGCACCAACACACGGGAGACUUCAGGAACGCACACGUCUGCCGCCUCCGGCUCUGCUGCACCUGGAGUAACCUCCGGCGGGGAAACCUGGGUCCGCGUUGAAUCGGCGACCACAACCCAGCCGGGUGACAGGAGGGAGGAGACGGUGACCUCCAGAGGCAGCGGUAGAGGAGGUAGAGGGAGGGGGAAGAAGAACAGAGGCGAGGACAGGAACAGGGGAGAGGAGAAGGGCAGAGGGGAGGAUAAAGGGAAGGGAGAAGACGAGGGGAGCGGAGAAAUCACCGGCGCGGAGGCAAAGGGCGAGAUUCAAGUUUCACGUCGACCAGUUGGAACCAGCAAACCACGAGAAAGAUCCAGAGAACGAUCCAGGGACAGGGGUCACAGGAAGGGACAGUCCACCACUACCGCUUCCACCACCACCAAUGCGAGUCCCCUGGAGCUCGCGGUGGUGACCACGACUGGGUCGGAAAGCGUCGACUUAUCCACAUCUGCAUCCCCGUCCACUUCGGCAGCAAGAGCCUCGUUCCCAUCAAGCUCACCAGAGCCACAGCAAUCCCUCUCCUCGUCCCCCAUUGCUGCGUCUCCAUCUCCCUCCUCGUCCCCGCCACCCCCAUCUCAAUCCCUCUUACUGUCCCAAUCUCCAUCCCCGUCUCCAUCCCAAUCUCCAUCCCAAUCUCCGUCCCAAUCUCCGCCCCCAUCUACAUCCCCAUCCACGUUUCAUGAAUCUUCCACCCCUUCACGCAAUUCCCAAACCCCAUCGCUCUCCACCUCAGCAUCACCCCCCAGUUCCGAUUACCCAUAUCAAGCGGCCGGAUCAGGAGACCCGGCUACAUCUACUCACGCAGAAAGCCAGGAUAGCUCCACCAAGACCUCGACGUCGCCGUACUGGGUUCCAGUGGAGGAAGUAGUGCUGAACAGCACUCUGGAUCAUACCUCAUUGCUGCCGGGAGCCCCAGAUGUGGAGGAGCCUGCUUGGUCUCACGCUGUGGGGUCAGGGGCCCCGUUGCCUGGCAACAUGGAGGAGGAGAGCAGUAGAGGGGUAGUCAACAUCAGUAACAUAACUCUCAGCUCAACAGGCGAAGUGGAGCCCUGCGUGACAAACCCAUGUCUGCAUGGGGGAAAGUGCCUUCCACAGGGAACGGGCUACAGCUGCUACUGCCCACAAGGAUACACUGGGGAGAACUGUGAGAUUGAUGUUGAUGACUGCCUGUCUGAGCCCUGUGAAAAUGGAGGCACUUGCGUCGACAAGAUUGAUUCCUUCCUCUGCCUUUGCCUGCCCAGCUAUGCAGGAGACACGUGCGAGAAAGAUGUAGAAGGUUGCGAGCACGGUUGGAGAAAGUUCCACGGCCACUGCUACAGGUACUUUACGCACAGACACACCUGGGAGGAUGCAGAGAAGGACUGCAGAGAGCACAGUGCUCACCUAAGUAGCGUCGUCUCAGUUACUGAGCAGGAGUUUAUCAAUGGUCUGGGCCACGACAACGCCUGGAUCGGCCUGAAUGACCGCACAGUGGAGGAAGACUUUCAGUGGACCGAUAGCAACGAACUGGUUUAUGAGAACUGGAGGGAGAGCCAGCCAGACAACUUCUUUGCUGGUGGGGAAGACUGUGUGGUGACCAUUGCCCAUGAGGACGGGAAGUGGAACGACGUUCCCUGCAACUACAACCUGCCCUACAUCUGCAAGAAAGGCACCGUGUUGUGCGGGACACCGCCCGCAGUGGAGAACGCCCAUUUGAUAGGUCGGCGAAGGUCACAUUAUGACAUCCACGCAGUGGUACGCUACCAGUGCUCUGAGGGCUUCUUCCAGCGCCACAUCCCCACUGCACGCUGCCGGGCCGACGGGAGCUGGGAGAGACCCAGGAUCAUCUGCACAAAGUCCCGGCGGUCCCAACGUUACCGCCGUCACCACCACAACCAGCACAGCGAGCGCCGCGGCCACAGGAGACACGGAGGAGAGGGACACAAGGCCCGAGAGGACGCACACAGCUACUACUGAACCAAAUAAUUCAUAAAUAAUACAACGCUUUUCAAUGGCUGGGUGCUAACCGUGGCCCAUAAGAAAGACAGUAGUCCACAUCAUCGCCAUCCCUUUUCCUACUUCUAACCGUGCUCCGCUUUGCAUUAUUUACCCUGAUAAAUAAGGUCUUUCUUACGCUAACAUAGUCUCUAUAAGGUCUAUCCCUGGGUUUGAGUGUUUCAAAGCUUCCUUUAACCGAGGUCCACGCGAACACUAACUAUAGCACUAACGCUUAUCAACGCCUCCAUCUCAAUACAGUCGAUCCUCCUCCUGUCUGAACUAAAACCCUCUCUGUUGGUGGGACUAACAGCUGUUUGUGUGCGUGUGUGAGCGUAUGCAUGUAAGACAGAAACGUAGAAAAGCGUAGAGUAACUUUUAUUUUGUCGCAAAGAUUAGCUUGUUCUACAUGAAAAAUCCUCCUUAGUGUUCUGUUAGCAAAGCACAGAUGUAAUUGAUGCAAGUUAGCAUCCAGUCCCUGGUGACCCUUUAGUAUGUGUACGGUAGCUGUUUCUUUUCCCAUUGAGACCCUGAAUAGUUUGUUUUGCUGUACUGACUUGCUUCUUCUAAUAUUUGCUAUAUUCGUGUUACGUUGCUAUUUAUUAUGAAUUGUUUGAUCGUGAGUAUGCUUUCUUUUUUAACUUACACUCCAGAGAGCCGAUGUAACAUCCCUUUUUCUAUACCAGUACAUGAAUCAAACCGUCAACAAUAAAUUCAAUUAAUCAUUG
Messenger RNA from Pungitius pungitius (ninespine stickleback), 4930 nucleotides. Its product is annotated as neurocan core protein-like. Gene Ontology annotation, cellular component: synapse; perineuronal net. Gene Ontology annotation, biological process: central nervous system development; cell adhesion; skeletal system development. The transcript has 20 exons. Bases 462 to 4184 code for a protein of 1240 amino acids. Gene Ontology annotation, molecular function: hyaluronic acid binding; calcium ion binding. The record is from RefSeq and is a predicted model, not a curated record. Lineage: Eukaryota; Metazoa; Chordata; Actinopteri; Perciformes; Gasterosteidae.